CUUAAGCUCCACCUCUGAGUGGCGCCUUCUAAGCGCGUUCUUCCGCCCACUUCCCCCUCUUCUCUUUUUUUCUGCCAUUGUGGUGUGUGCGCUGUAUUCGGUUCCUCGCCAUGUCUUCUCACAAGACUUUCAGAAUCAAGCGAUUUUUGGCCAAGAAACAAAAGCAAAAUCGUCCCAUUCCCCAGUGGAUUCGAAUGAAAACUGGUAAUAAAAUCAGGUACAAUUCCAAGAGGAGACAUUGGAGGAGAACCAAGCUGGGUCUAUAAGGAAUUACAUGAAAUGGCACACAUAUUUAUGCUGUAUCAAGACUGUGGUUGAUCAUCUUGUCAUGUCUGCAUUAUCAGGACAGUUGGGAAGAAUUAACUGGGAAUAUGAGCUUUGUUACAAAGGGGCUAUAGUACUGGUUUUGUUUGGUUCGGUAAUAAAUAUGUGAAACAUUUGAAAUGCU
Sciurus carolinensis (gray squirrel) is the source of this 448-nucleotide messenger RNA. It is a transcript of the gene Rpl39, whose product is annotated as ribosomal protein L39. Bases 111 to 266 code for a protein of 51 amino acids. The record is from RefSeq and is a predicted model, not a curated record. The transcript has 3 exons. Gene Ontology annotation, molecular function: structural constituent of ribosome. Gene Ontology annotation, biological process: translation. Gene Ontology annotation, cellular component: ribosome; cytosolic large ribosomal subunit. NCBI's taxonomy places the organism in Eukaryota, Metazoa, Chordata, Mammalia, Rodentia, Sciuridae.